Molecule: messenger RNA, 441 nt
Organism: Exserohilum turcica Et28A
Lineage: Eukaryota; Fungi; Ascomycota; Dothideomycetes; Pleosporales; Pleosporaceae
Exons: 1
Coding region: 1-441 (146 amino acids)
Source: RefSeq, a predicted model, not a curated record
AUGGAUGAUGAAGUCGUUCUUGACCCUGUGGAACUUGGUUGCCCAGGCAUGACACCGUCCAAUUCGUGCACUAAUGACGUUCUCUCGAGCUGGUCGUGCGCCUCACUUGUCCAUGGCACCAGAAACCGGUCCUGCGAGGAGAAGGAGAAGAAGAAGAAGAAGAAGAAGAAGAAGAAGAAGAAGAAGAAGAAGAAGAAAAAGAAAAAGAAAAAAAAGAAGCGACGAGAUCGCCAUGCCCCGUACGCGGCACGCAAUGGUCAUUGCAAAUCGACAGAUAUAGGACAUGGAAUCAUGGAACCUGAAGCGCCCAUGAUGCAAAGUGUUUUGGAAACACAUGGCCCAUUGGCAUGCCAAAUAUGGCUCGGCUUCGGUCAGGAGGCCUGUCCGUUGCCUGGUACGCUACCGACAAGGCGCAAUUUUGGACCCCCCCCCGGACCCUAG